This is a messenger RNA of Capronia epimyces CBS 606.96, 2451 nucleotides long. RefSeq lists its product as uncharacterized. The coding region runs from base 1 to 2451 and encodes 816 amino acids. Lineage: Eukaryota; Fungi; Ascomycota; Eurotiomycetes; Chaetothyriales; Herpotrichiellaceae. The transcript has a single exon. The record is from RefSeq and is a predicted model, not a curated record.
AUGGAUCCGCCUCGGCCAAAGGCAACUCAGACCAAUUUUGCGUAUCCUAACUACAGGCAACCACAACCGAUCCCGGAAUACGCCCAACCCUCUCAAUAUCAACAAUACCAGCAAUACGAGCAAUACCAAGAUUAUCCUCCUCACCCGUCCGUGCGAGUACCACCCAAUGUCAAGCUCAAUGCGAGGCAAGUCCCUGCUGGUGUUGGCGUGGCGCCACCGCCAGUGAGGUAUGAUGGCCAACAACGUCAACCACAGAGGCCUGCAGGGAGUGGCAUGCUCAUCCAAGACUUCCGAUUUCCUGUGGCGCCUCCUAUACCUGCUUCUCGGUCGGGCAGAGCCAGGCAAGAUCCAUCACAAUCCCCCGGUCGCAAGUACAACAUGCACGAGUCCUACAUGUCGUCGGUAGUGGGCGAUUCAACCAGCGCCGGGACAACUCCGGCCUCCAGAUCACGAGGGUUUCCGACUCCAAGAGCGUAUUCCGGCUCGAUCUAUGCGGAGAGUGAAGUUCUUGGGCAUGAAGAGCGCUUUGAGCACAGCCCCCAGACCAGUCCACCAAGUUCUCCGGAACAGUCUCCACAAAUCGUGCGCCAGGCCAGUCUUGGGAAACGAGCGAAGCCUGCGAUGACCACGAUCAAGAAUCGAACCAGUCAACUGGAACGAGAGAUACCAGAACAACCACCAACGCCAGUACAGACAAGCAGAACUGCGACCAUGAAUGCCCUCAGUGCGGCGGUGGCUGCUGGCAUCAACGUUCGAUCUCUUGAAGAUCGAUCCGGCACCCCGGGUUCACGCAGUUAUACGCCAGUGAGAAUGCCAUUCGACAGCUCUCCUCCAGCAUCGCCAUCUGUCGACCGAGAAUUUCUUCAGACCCCAAAGUCCCCCCAGACGAUAGCCUCUACCAACAUGCUGGAGCAAUUACCAGGAUCAGGGCAUUCUCACAAAUCGACCAAGUCUCUCCUUGGAUUAGGCAUUGAGCAAUCAUCAAUGAGCAACAGGAUCCCUGCCAGUCGACGGCCUCCCAAGCUAGACAUGGAUGCUGUACGAGAGGCUGAAAACCGAGGCAGUACAACCAGCCUGGCAGACCUGAUCAAACGUGCAACUCGUCUGGCCGCCAAUCUGGAUAGAGGCAAGACUGCAAGUCGACUAGGUAUGUUGGACAUGUUUGGCAGUAGCGACAGACUGGAUGGUGCCAACCGUCAUUCCACCAUGUCGGAUAUGAUUUCAGCUUUCCCGGCCCCUGCAGUUGGAGGGACUCCCACAACCCGACGAGACACACAAUGGCCGCUCGGCGAAAAGGGCGAUGCUUAUGCCUCGACCACCGAUCUGUCCAAAUCUCAGCAGCCUCGGAAACAGAGACGAAGAUGCUGUGGCCUGUCGCUGCCCGUGUUGUUUGCCCUCAUCGUGGUCAUCAUCAUUCUCAUUGCCGCUGCGGUUUUGAUCCCUAUCUUCCUAGUUCUUGUGCCCAAACAGCACCAUAGCAGUACCGGCGUCGGGGCUUGUGCUACCAGCCAUCCCUGUCGCAAUGGCGGCAGUACCCUUCUCAAUGGCGACACCUGUGCUUGCGUCUGCUCGAACGGCUUCACCGGAAGUCAGUGCGAGACGUCUGGUAAUACAGAAGACUGUGUGACCAAGACACUAAAAGACGGCUCGACCGAGUACCACAAUGCAACGCUCGGCCGGUCCAUAUUAACACCUCUUUCGGAUGGGGAGACCCAAUUCGAUAUACCCCUCAACAUAUCGACGGUUCUCUCAGUCUUUUCUACGAACAAUCUUUCAUGCACGGGCGAAAAUUCUCUCGUUGAUUUCAACUCGAGCGGCGUCAGCCAAGGCACGGAGAGGAGGAUGAAACGGUUCAUUAUUCUGCCCGGGCUUGAGCCCACUCUGAACGAUCGGCUUCCAGUGAUUCAUCGAAAGCCUGAUCUAUCCGAAGUCACCAGGCGAGCGUCGCCGGAUAGAGAUGUACCUCUGAGGCGCAGACAGGAUGCCGCAACAGUUGGCACAUCCAAUGGAAUCGUCUUCCAAGCCACGUCCGCGACUGUGGGACCUGUCUCAAGCCCCAGCGCCUCAAUCGGCACAAGUAUCGCCACUGUAACGAGCGUGAGUGGAAUUGCUGGCUCGGAUGCUUCGGCGACAGGAUCGAGCGCUGCCUCAGCAUCCACAAGCCCAGCGGGAAGCGGUAGUGAUUCCAAUGCGAAAGCGUCAGCGACUGUAACCGACGAAGAGCUCGAGUUUGCCAGAGUCGUGGUUCUGUAUGUUUUGCAAGAAUCCCGUACUAUAAGUGUGGCUAUCCAUGCGCAGCAACAGAUGGAAGGAUUCUUUGCCUCGCAGGCCAAGGGCAGCUCCAACUCCACGGUUGACGUCGGCUCUGGCAAUCUCCAUCUCACGGCGAACUUUGACGCAUUCAGUAUCACAAAAGGUGACGGAGAGGUUGUAGGCAGCAAACAAAGCUAG